AGGCCGAGGCUGCACGCGGUUAAGGAUGGCUCACGCGGUGAUCCAUCGAGGCGCGCGAUGCGUGAUGGGAGCUGUAGUUUUUCUUUCUUUCCUUUCCCCUUCCCGUUAUUCGCCCUCUUCCCGACACCCUCCCAAACCCCCUGCAGGCCCUAGAUCGUUUCUCGUUGGGUGGGUCCUUGGAGGGAGAUUUUCUGCCCCCGAGUUUGCUGCUCUUGGCCGACUUUGGGGUGCUUCUAUUUUUCCCCGAGGGAAAGAAAGAAGGGGGAGGGGGGACGAGGAGGGCAGCGGAGGGGAGGCAGUGGAUGUGAAGGAACGGCGCCGCCAUGUUGGUGAAGGAGAACAAGGGCAGCGGGAGCUCGGGGACCGUCAGUCCUGCGGUCUCGAGCCCGCCAUCUUAUUAAAGGGAAAGAAAGCCCAGGUUGAAUAGGGCCCUCCCUCCUUCCCCACCCCCCGGGGGUUCCCGGCGCUCCAUCCCGCUGCUGACUAGGCUCCGCGUCGGUCGGAUGAGGAGAGUCAGAGAUGCCAACCAACUGCGCCGCGACGGGCUGUGCUGCGACCUACAACAAGCACAUCAACGUCAGCUUCCACAGGUUUCCUUUAGACCCCCAAAGAAGAAAGGAAUGGAUUCGUCUGGUUAGGCGCAAAAAUUUUGUGCCAGGGAAACAUACUUUUCUUUGCUCAAAACACUUUGAAGCCUCCUGUUUUGACCUAACAGGACAAACAAGACGACUUAAAAUGGAUGCCGUACCAACAAUUUUUGAUUUCUGUACUCAUUUAAAGCCAAUGAAACCCAAGUCAAGAAAUCUUCCUAAGAAAAAUCCUUGCAUCCCAACAGGACCAUCCGAUAUGAAAUCCAGUGUUAGCUGUCAGCAAGUUCUGCUGGAGCACAGCUAUGCUUUUAGAAGCCCCACAGAGGCAAAAAAGAAGAUAAUUCAACUGGAGAAAGAGAUAGCAAGCUUAAGAAGAAAGAUGAAGAAUUGCUUACAGAAAGAACGGAGAGCAACCCGGAGAUGGUUCAAAACCACCUGCUUGGUGAAAAGUUUAGAAGCAAAUAACAUAUUGCCCAGGGGCACAUCAGAACACAUCUUGCCAAGUGCCUUAAGCGAUCUUCCAUUAGAAAACUUCAAAAUUCUAGUACAGGAUCAGCGAGAUCAAACAUUGCAGAUUCUCUAAAGAAAGACAGCUCAACCCCAGGAGCCUACUUGCGAUAUCAGCCAGAACUGAAUCCUGUGCCCGGCCUUCACUAGAUUCAGAAGUAAAAUUUACUUACUGGAAUUAUGCUUAAAAUGAUGCUCUCGGCACACUUUUACUUGAAAUAGCAUCAUUUUCUGGGUAUUACUUAUAAAGACUAUUACUUAUUUUUGUGGAAAAAAGAAACUUCGUGUGAAAACUUCAUUUUAGUAUAAGCACAAGUGCCUUACAACAAGAAAGACCUGCUCUAGCUGAAAAUUUUCUUAUGUGAAGAAAUCUUAUGUUUACAAGUUUAUUUAUUGGGGUUUUUUUGAGAACCUAUUUUUAAAGGAAUGGUCUAUGCCAGGUAAUAUGUUUAGGUCAUUUCACGAGCUUUCCGUCAGAAAAGAAAUUUUCCUUGAACUGUAUUGGAAGAGGGAUUUUGUAUUCUAUAUGUGAUGCUGAAGUACAUUUUCCAAAAUUAAAUAUAACCUUAGAAAAGUACCAGUUCUUGAUUUAAAUUGUGGUGGGUAUUAACUUGGCAAUGUAUGGUGAAUUACUUUACUUAUGACAUUGUCUUUAUCUUUUUCUUAUCUAUAAGAAAGGAAUUGUCACCUUUCUCAUAGAAAUGCAAUGACUUUACACUAAUUUAAAUGUUAAAUACUAUUUGGAUAUGAAGUGCCACUGACUCCCUCAGAAGAAAAGAGGCCAAGCAUACCUCAGAUUUGCUCCAAUGGGUACUUUGGCACCUUGAGUCCCAAGAAUGACCCACACACAUACACACUGAUGUGAAACAGCCGCAUUGAAUCCAUCACCUGUUUUUUUUGCCAAAAUUAUUAAAUAAAUAGAUGUACUUACUGCUUUCUCAUAACUUACAUAUUUUUAGUUUUAUGCUUUUGUGU
This is a messenger RNA of Dromiciops gliroides (monito del monte), 2072 nucleotides long. It is a transcript of the gene THAP2, whose product is annotated as THAP domain containing 2. The record is from RefSeq and is a predicted model, not a curated record. NCBI's taxonomy places the organism in Eukaryota, Metazoa, Chordata, Mammalia, Microbiotheria, Microbiotheriidae. Bases 520 to 1173 code for a protein of 217 amino acids. The transcript is spliced from 3 exons.